Chaetomium fimeti is the source of this 1968-nucleotide messenger RNA. RefSeq names its product putative S-adenosyl-L-methionine-dependent methyltransferase-domain-containing protein. Gene Ontology annotation, cellular component: mitochondrion. Gene Ontology annotation, molecular function: protein-arginine omega-N symmetric methyltransferase activity. The coding region runs from base 114 to 1760 and encodes 548 amino acids. Lineage: Eukaryota; Fungi; Ascomycota; Sordariomycetes; Sordariales; Chaetomiaceae. Gene Ontology annotation, biological process: mitochondrial respiratory chain complex I assembly. The transcript has 4 exons. The record is from RefSeq and is a predicted model, not a curated record.
AGGAGCUCGAGGUUAAGCUUGAGCUUCCCCUCUGCAGGAUAUAUAAACAGAAAAACAACCUCCCCCAGUCCCAAAUCAUGCAAGCGUGAUAUCGGCUGCUUGAAUUGGACAGCAUGAGACCCGCAGCGUUGAGGGCGCUGAGGAACGCGCGCUACAGCGCUCUGCAUCCCAGAAAGAGUGCUCUCACACUCAACUCACUUCGAAACUCAACACAACACUGGUCAAGCCUGAGCUUGGGCGCAUCACGCCGCUUUUCUUCAACACCCACAAAGCUAGAGAAUAAGAGUCCCGAACAGCUGUAUGAUGGGCUCAACGAAGAAAGGAAGUGGUCGACUCCCCUGGCCAAGCAGUUGGGGGAAGCCAUUGAGGCAACCGGCCCUGUACCACUCGCCAGUUACAUGCGCAUGUGCUUGACUGCUGAUAUCGGCGGCUAUUACACCGGGGCCAUCGAGGAGGGCCGCGACCAGUUCGGUCUGAAGGGCGAUUUUGUCACCUCCCCUGAGAUCUCCCAGGUCUUUGGCGAGCUCUGCGGCAUUUGGUAUGUGACUGAGUGGAUGGCCCAGGGCCGCCCAGGGAAGGGUGUCGAGUUGAUCGAGGUCGGCCCCGGCCGUGGCACGCUGAUGGACGACAUGCUACGGACCAUUCAGCGGUUCCCGGCCAUGGCCAACAGCAUUGACGCCAUAUACAUGGUCGAGGCUAGCCCAGAGCUGAGAGUAGCCCAGAAGAACCUCCUCUGCGGCGAGGACGCUCCCAUGACCGAGUCCAAGGUGGGCUACCACAGCGUGUGCAAAUACAACGCCCUGCCUAUCGUCUGGACCGAGACUAUCAAAUCCAUCCCCAUCACUCCCGAAAAGAUGCCCUUCAUAAUGGCCCACGAAUUCUUCGACGCCCUCCCCAUCCACGCCUUCGAACUAAUCUCAGUCCCCCCCUCCCAAACCACCACCCCCUCCCCCACCGACGCCUCCUCCCCCUCCACCAAAACCUCCCACCCCACCCUCCAAUGGCGCGAGCUCCUCGUCUCCCCCACCCCCCCAGGCUCAACCCACACCACGCUCAACACGCCCCCCUCCCAAUCCCGCGACACCCCGCCCCCCGACUUCCAACUCACCCGCGCGCAAGCCCCGACCCGCCACGCGCUCUACCUCCCCGAAUCCUCCCCGCGCUACCGCGCCCUCAAAACCCCCACCCACACAACCGCCCUCAUCGAAAUCUGCCCCGACGCCUCCCUCUACGCCACCGAUUUCGCCACCCGCAUCGGCGGUUCCCCCACCCACCCCAAACCCCGUCCCAGCGGCGCCGCCCUCAUCCUAGACUACGGCCCCGGCGACGGCUCCAUCCCGACCAACUCGCUGCGCGGCAUCCGCCGCCACCGGCGCGUCAGCCCCUUCGCGGAGCCCGGGCUGACCGACCUCAGCGCGGACGUGGAUUUCGCGGCGCUGGCGGAGGCGGCGACGCGCGCGAGUGGCGGGGUGGAGGUGCACGGCCCGGUGGGGCAGGGUGAUUUUUUGGAGUGUAUGGGGAUUAGGGAGAGGGUGGAGAUGUUGGUGAAGGCUGUGGAGGAGGGAGGUGGGGAGGGGAAGGCUGGGGAAGGGGAAGGGAGAGGGGGGGUUAAGGCGGCGGAGGAUGUGCGCAAGGCGUGGGCGAGGUUGGUGGAUCGCGGGCCGAAUGGGAUGGGGAAGUUGUAUAAGGCGCUGGCGAUCUUGCCGGAGAAUGAGGGGCGGCGGAGGCCAGUUGGGUUUGGGGGGGAUGUUGCCGCGUAGGGUUGGUUGGGGUGGUGUGAUGCUGUGGUGGGAGUGUAAGAUGGGUCGGUGUUGAUGUUGGUUCGUGGGGUUGGUGUGUAGGAUGGUUCAACGGUGCUUGAUUAUCCUCCGUGGGUUGGAAAUCUCAGCUGGUUACCUCGGCUUGUACGAUUAAACGACAUCUGGAACUCAAAGGUGUGAACAAUAAAAUAGGCUUGGAACUGCUUCG